Molecule: messenger RNA, 2789 nt
Organism: Oxyura jamaicensis (ruddy duck)
Lineage: Eukaryota; Metazoa; Chordata; Aves; Anseriformes; Anatidae
Gene: BHLHE22
Product: basic helix-loop-helix family member e22
Exons: 1
Coding region: 719-1657 (312 amino acids)
Molecular function (GO): protein dimerization activity
Source: RefSeq, a predicted model, not a curated record
GAACAUCCUUCGAUCUAAGUAGGGCUUUUAGUGUGCUCAUUGAUGAGUGAAAGUCGCCACACAUGUCAAGCUAAAGGCAGUUGUUGGGUUACUAACAGGACACAACGUCUUGCAAACAUAUGCGUUAAGCUGUGUAUACAGAUGGCAGGGAGAAUAAUGGAGCAGGCGCCUCUUAUAAAGCUCUAGCUGCUGCCUGUCUUCAGACCUGGGAAAUGAAACUAUUCAGACUCAGGGCCAGAUAGCGCCUGGGAUUGUUUGUUACCGUUUUAAUCCUAUUAAUUAAAACGUUAACCUGAUUGGGUAGAAAGCUCUGUCCCAACAGGCGAGUCUUCUUCAUAAUAACCUACUCUCAGAGAUAAUGAUGUAAAAGACUCCCCCGUCUGCGGCGGCUGCUGGUUGAUGGCUCCGGAAAUCUCUUGAAGGUGAAUCCAAGCAAGAUAAACGGUGGAAGCGGCUCGGCUGGCAGCGCACAAUGCCCCAGCGCGGCGCCUGCUGAGGGCGAGCCGGAGCCGGGGACGAAGCCGGGGACGAAACCGGAGCCGGGGACGAAGCCGGAGCAGCAGCAGCAGCGGCGGCGGCGCCGGGCAGGGCGCAGCCCCGGCGGGAGCCGGGAGCCCGGCAGCGGCAGCAGGACGCCCGCUCGCCGCCUGCCGCGGCGCGGAGGAGCCUUGGAGGAGCGGGCCGGGAGCUGAGGGGGGCGGCGGCGGCGGCGGCGCCGAUGGAGCGGGCGCUGGGGCUGCCCGCCGAAGAGGACCUCUUCCACAAGAGCCUGGCCGCCUCGGCCAAGCGCAUGGAGUCCGCCUUCCGCUCGCCCCCGGGGCUCGACCUGUCGCACCCCCGCGACCGCCAGCCCUCGCCGCUCGCCUGCUACGAGGCGGCCGAGCCCGAGGCGCUGCUGCAGCCCGGCGGAGGAGGCGGCGGCGGAGGCGGCGGCGGGGGGGACCCGCUGGGGCUGCCGCCGGGCUCCGUGUGCGUCAAGUACGGCGAGAGCGCCAGCCGCAGCUCGGUGGCCGAGAGCAGCGGCGGCGAGCAGAGCCCCGACGACGACAGCGACGGCCGCUGCGAGCUGCUGCUGCGCGGCCCCGGGGGGGACCCCCGCGACGCCUCGCCGGCGGUCGGCGGCGGCGGGGGCAGCGGCGGCGGCGGCGGCGGCGUGGGGCCGAAGGCGGCCGAGGGGGGCUGCUCCAACAGCCACGGGCACGGCGGCAGCAAGAAGUCCAAGGAGCAGAAGGCGCUGCGCCUCAACAUCAACGCGCGGGAGCGGCGGCGGAUGCACGACCUGAACGACGCGCUGGACGAGCUGCGGGCCGUCAUCCCCUACGCGCACAGCCCCUCGGUGCGGAAGCUGUCCAAGAUCGCCACGCUGCUCCUGGCCAAGAACUACAUCCUCAUGCAGGCGCAGGCCCUGGAGGAGAUGCGGCGCCUCGUGGCUUAUCUCAACCAGGGCCAGGCCAUCUCCGCCGCCUCCCUGCCCAGCUCCGCCGCGGCGGCGGCGGCGGCGGCGGCCGCGCUGCACCCCGCCCUCGGCGCCUACGAGCAGGCGGCCGGCUACCCCUUCAGCGCCGGGCUGCCCCCCGCCACCUCCUGCCCGGAGAAAUGUGCCAUUUUCAACAGCGUCUCCUCCAGCCUCUGCAAACAGUGCACGGAGAAGCCUUAAGCCGCGCCGCCGCCGCCGCCUCCCCGCCUCCGGUAGCCGGGCAGCGGCGGUGGCAACCGGGGGUCUGCGGCCGGGCCGGGGGGCGAGGGGGCGGCGGAGGGACUGCGAGCCGCCAGGGCCCCCCCGCCUGCCCCCCGGGCCGGCGGCUUUUUGGGGACGGAGACGGGCCCCGGUGGGAAGGGGGCGCGGGGCCGGGGCGGGCGGAAGGGCAACAGGGAGGGGGCUUCAGCCCCGGGGGAGCCGGGGGGGUUUCCCUGGAGGUGCGACCCACACAAAGGAGAGGCUGAGACGCGGCGGGCCGGGAGGGCUGGAGCCGCGGAGAGGGAUGGAAAGAACCCCCCCCCCCCCCCCGCCUCCCCUCCCUCGGGACCCCGGCCCCGCCGCCCCUCCGCCCGCCCGGGGCGCUGAGGUCCCGGGGCCGGUCCCGGGGCAGGAGCCGGCGGCGGAGGUGGAUGGAUGGGACAAAUCAGAGAGGGCACUCGAGCAUAGAUUUUUUUUAAAAUUAUUAUUAGCAGUAUUAUGAUUAUUCUGAGCCAGGAAACGAACAAACUUGAAAUGUAAACUUAUUAUUUAAGCGACUCGCAGAAACAAAGAGACUGGACCACUGCUAUGGAAGACUUUGUAUUUUUUAUCGUCUCUAAACUUUGAUCCUGUGAAAAUGCGCAAAGUUUUGGUGAGAGUGAUUUAAAAAAAAUAAUCGAGAGAGUUAAAAGACAAAAAAAAAAACGGCAAAAAAUGACCGAUCCGAACCCCUCCUCCGUGUGGCCGAAAGUAUCGCAUUUUUCAAAGAAAUAUUUACGUGCACCUUGUUUCUUUCCACUUCGCAAUGAUGUAUGAACAAGACAUGGUAUUUAUUUGUUAUUCUUUAACUGACCCUCCCACGCCAACAGUAUUUCUCAUGCGUUAAGGUCAGGGGUCUUCUGUGCGGUUACUUUAAAAUGCUUCUAAAAUUCUGUUUAUGGAUUAACUUAAACUGUGUGCCAAGUGUUUUAAAACGUUUAUUUGCCAACGCCGUAUAGCCAGAAAUGUUGAUGUAUCCGAGCUGCUUAGGUUUAUGAAAGGUCAUCUGGAUUUUAAGUUGCAUCAUCCCUGUAUUUCAAUUGAGCUUUAAUAAAUUGCUUCAGUCCAAAAA